UAUCAUCGCUGCAGUGUUUUUUUGGGCGCUUUAACAUUUACUGACUACUGUACUUGAGUUUCUGCAGUGGUUUUAGCAUUAAACUUUCUUUGGCUCUGCUUUUAAUUGGAUAUAUUGAUGGCACUGUCAAGCCCAUAUGGAACCCUAUGUGCUUGUUAGGGUGAGUGCAUGUGGUGGCGGCCCGCUUACACAGUAUAAACUGCGCAUGAACGCACUGUGUAGUCUCUCUCUCUCACACACACACACACACACAUACGCACAGAAACACUAGUGUUCCAAGCAUCUCCGUGCGUGUGUGUUGGGGAACAUCCUGGAUUACCUGGACAGUGUUGGCACAAACGAUCAGAGUCUAAUGGGGUUUCUUUCAUAGACUGUCCAACAUGUUCACACAAAAGAGAAAAAUACACACAAUAAAGAUAGAAUGUCAAGGGUUUUGCCAUAGAAGCAUAGAGAGAGAGAGAAACACGCACACACAGGUUGACCACAAGCAUUUGGCUUCAGCUCUCACUCACACACACUGACCAGCGUAGUAGUGAUGUCAUCAGGGCUUUCGUGAGGGAUUACUCUGACAUCACCGGGCCCGCUGCCAGGUUAAACCUAUUAGCUGCCCCAUGUGCUUGCGCCGUACGACAUCUCGAGCGCUGUGUGUGGCCACGCGUAACGUUUAAAAGGCUGCCCACGUCCAUUCAUCGCUCCAUCAAUUUGCCACAGUGUCUAAGAGUGGAAGCGGGUUUCACAGUUAGCGUGCGCGGAAGACGUAAAUCCUGCAAGGACUCGACGGCAGCCCCUCGGUGACACUUUCGGAUCUGUUUCAUUGUGUCCACGUUUAGUGGAAGUGAAUGCCUUUGUUGGCACUGCAUCGCUGAAGAGCUGGCAAGGAAAUUAGUAGUGCAUGUUAAUUCAAAUGACUCAUACACAGUGAAAUAUCUAAAAGCGUAAUGAUUUUCACCAUCUUAUCUCGUUAUUAAUAUGUGAGAGACCCCGAACGUCUAAGAAAAAAUGUAUCUGCGCUACAGAUGACUAACACAGCACACAAAACGAUAUCUGCACUGAUAAUCAAGUCUCUUCCGCCAAAUCAUAUCAGUAUUAAACAUUUCAGCCCACUACAAGUACAACACAAGUCUUUUUGGUGCAUUAUUUUCAUUGCAUUUAAUAAUAUUGAUAUUGGGUAUUGUAUUUACAUUUUUCGUUUGAAUGCAUUGUGUACUGCCUUAUUGUGGUAGUAAUAAUAAGGUAACAUGCAAAUGAUGAAUGUUUUUUUUUUUUUGGUUCAUUUCCCAUCGCGUUGUGUUUACAACACGUCCCCUAUCGUCAUGCUCUAUUUUGUCAUCAUUUCCUGCCCUUAGCAACUGCAUGCUGAUUGGUUACCUGUCCCUUUUCAAAGCUGCGACAUCGCCAAGGUAACCACGUCACAAACAUGACUCGGCAGGCAGGGCAAAUGGUAAGCAGGAAGUGCGAGAUGAGAUGAGAUGAAGGAAUUGGCCCUUGACACACAAAACAGCCCGUUUUUUUUAUUUAUUUAUUUUUUUUUUUUAUUUUUUUUUUUUUUUUAUAUCCAAGGCGGGGUAUUGGUCGAGAAACGCUUGGUUGGCAUCAAAGCGGACUGGCCUCCUUAGCCACGCCGCCGGCGACUCUUCCUCACAAUAACUUUGCUCAUUCACACACACUGGAAGAUGAAUAGUCAGUCUUUGUAGCCCUGCUUUCCCGCAUCUUAAAGGUGCAGUUGCCAUGGCAAUAAUCUGCCACUUUAGCAGGAACUGUGAAUUUUUUCUUUUUUUUUUUUUUUACACCAUUCAGCCACCGUCGUAGAGAAUUCAAUUAACUCUGAUGUAUGUGCUUUCUGUAUGAUCCUGUCAGCCGGUGGUGUCAGACAGAUGGAUGUAUGGGCAAUCUCCGCUACCUUAGUCCACACGGAUUGUCGCUCACAAUCGGUGUUGUUUGUUGAGAAACAUCUAUCCAUCCAUUUUCUGAGCCGCUUCUCCUCACUAGGGUCGCGGGCGUGCUGGAGCCAAUCCCAGCCAUCAUCGGGCAGGAGGCGGGGUACACCCUGAACUGGUUGCCAGCCAAUCGCAGGGCACAUAGAAACAAUCAACCAGUCGCACUCACAUUCACACCUACGGGCAAUUUAAAGUUGUCAAUUAACCUACCAUGCAUGUUGUUUGGGAUGUGGGAGGAAACCGGAGUGCCCGGAGAAAACCCACGCAGGCACGGGGAGAACAUGCAAACUCCACACGGGCGGGGCCGGGGAUUGAACCCCGGUCCUCAUCCUCAGAACUGUGAGGCAGAUGGGCUAACCAGUUGUCCACCGUGCCGCCUGUGGAGAAACAAUGACGCAAAAAAGGUAAUGCACUGACUGAUCGGUAUUUGGUAUUUGUAAAACCCGCCAAACUGUUACAUUGCCAGUCACUCAAAGCUACAGUUAAAUGUACAAUUUACACUAAAACCUAACAACAAAGCGCUUGUGCAAAUGCAGAAAGGCACUUUGGAACUAUGUGCUGUACGCUAUACAAUGUUUCCCAACCUUUACUAAGCCAAGGCACAUACAGUAUCUUACUUUAGAACAUAGGUGUCCAACUCGAGGCUCGGGGGCCCAGAUCCGGCGCGACACGUCAUUUAAUGUUAAUGUUUCUUGCUAAAGUACCACAAUUGAUUGAGAUUUGUAAGCCUUUUUUUGUUACCUGUACCCCUUUAAAAGUAACAUUUAUAUUUGAACAUUUGUCAUUAGCUUUUAUGUAUUUGUAAUAAUUUGAGGCGUUUAACAUCAUAACACAUGCAUGAACGUCAUAACGGCCCUAAAAAAAACAAAAAAAACAUAACUACGAUGUGGCCCACAACAAAAAUGAGUCCAUUUGAACAAAAUAAGUGCCUCCCUCAAAUAGUCUCCCAUACUCCAUUGUUAACAUGUGGUCGCUCCUAUUUUUUAUUACGGGGAUCUACAAGUCUUGUUUAUUACACUAAAGUAUUAUACAAAUGCAUUUUAUACAAAAAUAAGGCCUCACACCCAAUAGACAACUUCCCAAAUCUGAAGUGGAGUAAAUAGGCGGGUUGGCCACUAGAUAAAGUAAUCACUCAAAGCCACCGUUAAAUGUGCAGUUUACACAAAAAUCCUAACAAAGGGCUUAUACACUGCUGAAUUGCACUUGCACUCCAUUUAUGGAUGUUUGCAAUUGCAUAGAAGAAAUCAUAUACUGUAUGUAUGAAGGAGCAUUAGGAUGGAAGCACUUACGAGGACCAGUACAAUAUAACUACCACUGUGGCAAUAAAACACCAGUUUAGCUCGCAAUGUUCUCGCUUGAUUGCAUUACAACGGGACUACAGUAUUUUCCCAGCUGGUUGCGGCACUUUCCAACAACAUGGAAGACAUAGUGCGCUCAAAAUAACGUAGCUGUGUCCCAAUUAAGGGGGCUGCAUCCGGAUGCUGUAAUUGAAGGCAGAUGACAUCAUAAUGACAAAGGCUGGCACAUCUCAAAUGCAGCAAAUGGCAGCGUGGUGGACUGUUGGUACCAGAUGAUAUUUUGCUCAGUUUACGUGCUGACUUAACAGAGUAGUUAUAUUUAAGUUGAAAAGAAACUGCAUGGACACACUUACACAAUCCUUAUGACAUAUCAGAAAAUCAACUACACGUCCCUAUUUUUGUUGUUGCAGUUUUAGCCUUGUUAGUCCGCAGUGGGUAUCGAUCGCGUAACCUUGUAGCCGAGUCCGUCGUGGGUGCUGAACAAUUUUUUAUUUUCUUACGGCAAUCCCUCAACGCGUGUCUGGCACACCGCCCGUAAAUUACCUGUGUAAACACACGCCUGCACUUAACCGGUGGACUGUGUGUGUCUGCCUGUUUAGUUUCAGCGUGCGUUGUUUAGCAUCGUGUCUGUCUGCAGAGCUUUGUAAUACCCGAUUACCUCCGUCAAGGUCGAAAAGCGUGGGCGAAGCACUGACCUAUUUGUACAACCUAUUGUAUGGAAUUAUUCUCAUUUCAUUGUUUCUCUUGACUCCACUAAAUCUAGUAUUUAUAGGUGGAUGUCUUUUUUUGUUGUUGUCCAAUCAGAUUUCAGCCUCUCUGUGUGUUUCAUGAUCAUGUAAUCUGCCCAGGGCCUUUAGAACCAAGAGUGCUGGCCCUUGUAAUUUUCACAGUUUUCGUAAUGGCAUCAGCAUUUUUUCGUCUUCGGCUUGGUCGGUCAGAGCAGGCCAAGUUCGACUGGCCAAUGACGUCUUGAGCGAUCUGCACACAUUAGUACAUUAAUAGAGAGCGUUGUACCUGAACUUGUUCAUAGGCUUGUCAUGAUAUUUACUAUAUCGACUUAUUAAAAAAAAAAAAAAAAAAAAAGAACUGAACUAGUUCAUUUUUGGAAUGGAAUUGUCUGCAUCUUAUCAGUAUCUGUACUUCUACUUAAGUACUUUAACCACGUCUGGUUACAUGGCAGCGUGCGUCAGGCACGGUGGGAGAACACGUGACGACGGCAGCGUUGUCAUCCGUCGCGCCGACAUCGUGUUCAAAGCAGAUGCUUGUUUUGCGAGGAGGCACAGGAGAUGCUUGUCACCUGUCCUGACACGCUCAGCCGAGUCACUACAUGGGUAGGCCUACCGCGUGGCAACGCGGGUGUCACAGGGCCCACCGGUGUGACGGCAUUGUCGUGCGCACACAAACACAUGAUGUGUUGUCACACGCUGUAUGAGUCCGACAGAGCGGAGCAGGAGCCGGAACACCGCUGGAUUUACAGUGUGUUAGUGCACAGUUGCUACAUUGGUCCGAUACAAUUGUGAAUUUAAUAAUAGAAUUAAAAAAAAAUAAAAAAAAAAGUGGAAUGGUGGAUGACUGGUUAGCACAUCUGCCUCGUAGCUCUAAGGACCGGGGUUCAAAUCCCGGCCCCGCCUAUGUGGUGUUUGCAAUAUUCUCUCCGUGCCUGCGUGGGUUUUCUCCUGGUAUUCCGGUUUCCUCCCGCAUCCCAAAAACAUGCAUGGUAGGUUAAUAGAAGACUGAAUUGCGGUGUGAAUGUGUGUGCAAAAUAGUUGUUUGUUAUAUGUGCCCUGCGAUUGGCUGGCGACCAGUUGAGGGUGUACCCCGCCUCUCGUCCCGAAGAUAGCUGGGAUAGGCUCCAGCACGCCCGCGACCCUAGUGAGGAGAAGUGGUACAGAAAAUGGAUGGAUGGAUAACAAGUGACCACUGCAAAGUCAUCAGUCUCUAAAUUUUGCUAUUGAUGUUGGAGUUAAAUGAACAUUGUUGUUUUAUUUUAUAAACUACUGACAGCCUAACUUGUUUCUUUGUUCUACCGAUAUGCCUCUUAUAAUGUUAUUCUUACACAUUUAUUUCUCAUGACUGGAAAGGUAAAAAGGUAUUGAUGUCCUCUGUCGACUCGUGGUUGCUUCUGUGAUGCGCUACUCCCCCCUACUGGUGGAAACUGUCAAUUACAGGAGUUGAAUGAGUGAGUGAUAUGAUUUAGUGCCCUCAUAACAACUAAUCUGGUCUACAAAUGGCCACUGUCACUUUCUGACAGGGGAAAGUCAAAGUCAAACGGACUCGAACUCUGCACAACACCCGUCCAUAUAGCUGGGACAGUGAGAAAGUUAGAGUAAGCAUGUCAUUAACAGUAUUUAUUAAUUGAAUUGCAAUAAAGCAAUUUAAUUACAGUAAGUUAACACCCAUUAUUUCUGUCAUGUAAUGUUGAUCUGACCUAAACUUAUGUCAGUGGCCAAUCCUUGAAUGCCCCUUUUGUCUAAAAUGCUAGAGAAUAAGUUUGAGCUGGGAUGGGCUCCAGCACACCCGCAACCCUUGUGAGGAUAAGCUGUACGGAUACAAUAUACAGUACACAAGUAUAUGCACUAAAUGAACAAGUCAUGUGAAUAGACACAUUGCUCCAUCUUCUGAUCGGUUAUCGUUUCUUUUAAACUUGCUGAUCGGUGAUUGGCCCCAAAAAUCCUGUAUUAUGGGCAACCAAAACAUCAGCUUUUAAUAAUAAGGCCCACUCACUUGUUAACUGUCAGAACACUUUGGCAAAUAAAACACACGUGGACAACAGUGAAUGUAAUUUAGCGGCGACGGGACUUUCAGGACGCAAAAGUGUGGCCGUGCAGCCAGUCUACAGCAUUACUAGAAAACAUACUUGAUUAUGAGCUGACUGAUAUGAUAAAUUAGUUUACUCUGCUUUUGCACUUUGCCCCCUCCUAUUACAUCCCUCGCGCUCUCUCCCGCUCUAUCAUCUUUUUUCCCUAAGUCACACCCACCAUCUCCCUGGCUCUCUAUAAUCUGCUCUCCUCCUCCUCUUCUUUACUAACCCUCCACGCCGAAGCCCCGGUCACACCAGGCGCGCUCGGUUGGAGUUCGAGUACCCUCCGCCUUCCCCUGACCCCCGCUCCCCCCCGGUCGAGAUGAGUUUACCGGUCAACUCCGAGUACCUGUCGCUGGAGAAGAUAGCACGCUACCGCCACGCCUGCUCCAACAGCUCGCCCUACGCCACCAACAAGCCCAUCGACAUCAAACCUCGCGGCCGGAGAGGUUUCGACGUGGACAAUGGAACUUCAUCAGGUCGCAGCCCGCUGGACCCGAUGGCCAGUCCGGGAUCGGGUCUCAUCCUGCAGGCCAACUUCGUCCACAGCCAGAGGAGGGAGUCGUUCCUGUACCGCUCGGACAGCGACUACGACCUCUCGCCCAAGUCCAUGUCCCGAAACUCCUCCAUCGCCAGCGACAUCCAUGGUGACGACAUGAUUGUAACACCAUUUGCACAGGUCCUUGCCAGCCUAAGAACUGUAAGGAAUAACUUUGGUGCGUUAACCAACCUACAGCAAGACAGAGCGUCCAAUAAGAGAUCACCCAUGUGCAACCCACCGCCCAUCACCAAGACCACCUUUACAGAGGAGGCCUACCAGAAACUGGCCACUGAGACUCUGGAGGAGCUUGACUGGUGCCUGGACCAGCUGGAGACCCUGCAGACCAGACACUCAGUCAGCGAAAUGGCCUCCAAUAAGUUCAAGAGGAUGUUGAACAGGGAACUGACUCACCUGUCGGAGAUGAGUCGCUCUGGGAAUCAGGUGUCUGAGUUCAUCUCCAGCACUUUCCUAGACAAGCAGCACGAAGUGGAGAUGCCGUCGCCUCAGUCUCAGAAGGACAAGGAGAAGAAGAACAAGCCCAUGUCUCAGAUCAGCGGCGUGAAGAAGCUGCAGCACUCGUCCAGCCUCACCAACUCGAACAUCCCUCGCUUUGGCGUCAAGACGGAGACCGAGGACGAGCUGGGCAAGGAGCUGGAACAUGUAAACAAAUGGGGCCUUAACGUUUUUAAGAUUUCGGAAUUCUCUGGGAAUCGGCCACUGACAGUCAUGAUGUACACCAUAUUCCAGGAGCGAGACUUGUUAAAAACGUUUAAAAUACCACUGGACACCUUUAUCACCUACUUGAUGACCUUAGAGGACCACUAUCACGGCGAAGUGGCCUACCAUAACAACAUCCACGCUGCUGACGUCACCCAGUCCACCCACGUGCUGCUAUCCACCCCUGCGCUCGAGGCAGUGUUCACGGACCUGGAGAUCCUGGCCGCCAUCUUUGCCAGCGCCAUUCACGAUGUGGACCACCCAGGAGUGUCUAACCAGUUCCUCAUCAACACCAACUCUGAGCUGGCGCUGAUGUACAACGACGCGUCGGUGCUGGAGAACCACCACCUGGCCGUGGGCUUCAAGCUUCUGCAGGAGGAGAACUGCGACAUCUUCCAGAACCUCACCAAAAAACAACGACAAUCACUGCGCAAGAUGGUCAUCGACAUUGUGUUGGCUACUGACAUGUCCAAGCACAUGAAUUUACUUGCUGACCUGAAAACCAUGGUGGAAACCAAAAAGGUGACCAGCUCGGGAGUGUUGCUGCUGGACAACUACUCGGACAGGAUACAGGUCCUGCAAAACAUGGUGCACUGCGCUGACCUGAGCAACCCCACCAAGCCACUGCAGCUGUACAGGCAGUGGACCGACCGGAUCAUGGAGGAGUUCUUCAGCCAGGGCGACCGCGAGAGGGAGCGAGGCAUGGAGAUCAGCCCCAUGUGCGACAAACACAACGCCUCCGUCGAAAAAAGCCAGGUCGGCUUCAUCGACUACAUCGUGCACCCCCUGUGGGAGACGUGGGCCGACCUGGUGCAUCCAGACGCUCAGGACAUUUUGGACAUGCUGGAGGACAACCGGGAGUGGUACCAAAGCACCAUCCCCCAAAGCCCCUCGCCCGCCCUGGACGAGGCCGAGGACGGCGGGCGGCACCCGGCCGGGGACAAGUUCCAGUUCGAGCUGACGCUGGAGGAGGACGGCGAGUCGGACACGGAGAAAGACAGCGGCAGCCAGCCGGAGGAGGAAGAUGAAGAUGAAGAGGAGGAAGAGGACGAGGAGGAGGAGGAAAAAAGCUGUACGGACUCCAAAACCCUCUGCACGCAGGACUCGGAAUGCACUGAAAUUCCAUUGGACGAGAAGGUGGCAGAGGAAGAGGAGGUUGCGGAGGAGGGGGACACUUCCUGCUCACAGACGUGUGUCGCGCAGGAAGAAGAAGAAGAAGAAGAGGUGGCUGCGGAGGAGGAGGAUGAAGAUGAGGAGGAGGAAGAGGAGGAAGUGAAAACUCCCGACACAUAACAGAGUUAGGGGGCGGUGAACUGUUCUUCUUAGUAAUGAUUAUUUAUAGAAUUUUUAUUAUUUUUUUUGGGGGGGGGGGGGGGGGGGUUAUGUGUUUUGUCUUAUUUUUAUGUUCCCCGUCCACCCUGCUCAGACAGCCCUCGUAAGCCUGUUCUAGACUGUACCGCACAAGCAAAAGAUGAUGAUGCAAAAUUUCCCGCGUACUCCUGCUAGGCCAUUGGAACCGCGCUCGAGUCCACUUGACUCCAGAGCGUUCGGUUCUGAUGUGUGCUCAAGUUCGGUACGCUUCCCCCAAGAGAUUUGACCCGAUUGGUUGUUGAUGUGCACGGUAUGAAAACAAGUCUACGUCACAUGCAGGCACACUUACACAAUAUUUGAUUAUGAUUAUUAUGAUUGUCAUCUCUCCUCUUGCCAGUUACUCACGAUCACCGCCGCCUUCCACGGUAGAAAUGAACCAAAUGAGUACAAAUAAAACGGGAUGAAAAACACACGCAAUGUGUAUGAUGACAUAAACAGAACAACUGAAUCUAAUGCACAGUCACCAAAAAAAAAAAAAAAAAAAAGACCACAGUACACUGUCAUUCGAUUGCACUGGAAAAAAAUGAUCUUCUCAAAAGAAGUAAAAAUAUAUAUAUAUGAUAUGAUAAGAUUCUUAAAAUAAGGACAGUAGGAUGUGUUUAUUAGAUAUAAGACAAAUGCACUAGGUAAGAUUUUGCGUUUUUGCAGCGUAUGCGAGUGUUCCCCGUCACGAUAACCGCCACCUUUUCAAGAGGAAUCUCAGGCAAGUCCGGCCCGCUUUCAAAUGGCCUUGGACUGGCUGCAAAAGGCCGACAGUGUAGGACAGGCUUCGGGCCACACCAAGCACACCUCCAUCCACUUGUGAGCUCUGCGCAAGCGUCCCAACCGCACGUCUGCUUCAAACAUGCCCAACUACCGGUACUCGGUCACUUUUUAUUUUUAUUUUUUAUUUGUUUUUGCACUCAGGAUAACUUUGUAUUCCUGUUCACAUUGAGGUGUCGUGUUUUGUCCUCCAUCCCCCCUUGUUCUUCUUCUCUUAUGUCUGAGAGGGUGUGUGUAUGUGUAUAUGUGUGUGUGUGAAAAAGACAGCCUUUAGAAACACAUUAAGGAUGUGGAAGUCUUCCUUGGAAAGCGGAGCGAUGCUGUCUUUUUGUCUUGUCGUCUUCUGACAUUUUCUACAUAUUCUUUUACUGAGCGAGUGCGGAUGUUAUGGUCUUUUUCUUUCUUUUUUUGGUUCUUUUUUUGGGGUGUGUGUGAUUGUGGGACUCUUCUGAGGCGUUUGCACUUGCUCCGAUAGCAUUUAUACUCCUUAAUAUACUCCCACUCGGCUAACUUGCUAGGACUAAUUAUUACUUUUUGUUUUGACCAUGGAGGAAGUGAACUUGAAGAAAAAAAAAAAAAGAAAAAAGUUGAAGUGGGGUGAAGCCUUUAAAUAUUAUCGUUGCCUACAGUUCUUUUUGAACACAUCCUGAGACAAUGCAAUGCUUUGUAGUCCAUACAACAAAAAAAGCACCUUUUUUUCCAUUUUUUAAAGAAUACAACUAGCAACUGUUUAAUGGGUAACGGGGUGAUUAUUUUUUUAAUAUUAUUUAUUUUUUAUUUGUUUGUUUCAGUAUCACUUCCUGUUUGUUUUGCUGUUGUUUUUCCACCGCAUUCAAGCCAGUGGCUGUCUUUGUUUCUGGACCAGACAAUCAGCUCUGACUGGUUAACUGACACCUUCACAUGUCGCCUAGUUUUAUUUUUUAUUAUAUUUAUUUCUUUUUCAUUUUUUCAUUCAAUGUUCUUUUUUUCUUUUAUUUCUUUUCUAUUCCAUUUUAUCUUAUUUUAAUUGUCAUGUUUUUUUAUGAAAUAUUUAUUGUUCAUUUCUUUUUAUUUUAAUUGUAUUUUUUUCUAUUUUCAUUUGAUUUGUUGAUUCAAUUUUGUUCCAUUUCUUUUUUUUAAUCUUAUUUUUAUUAUAGUUUGAGUUUUAACUUUCAUUCAAUUCAUUUUUAAAAAUGUUUUUUUAAUCAAUUUCUUCUGUUUUUAUUUUAUGUUCUUUCUUUUUUGUUUUUUAUUGUUUUUAUUUAUUUUGCUUUCAUUGUUUUGUUCUUAUUUUUACUUUCAGUUCUGUUUUUAAUUUAUUUUAUUCUCUUUUACUCUAACAUGCCAACAUGUCUCGCGCACUCAUUACAAGUUUUAGUUUUUUAACCCUUUUUUCCUCCCAAUUACACAUUUUCUACUAUAUUUUGUAUUUUCCCUCCAUUUAUUUGAAUCAUUUGAAGGUGGCACAGUAAAGAAGUCAUUGCAGCAUAGACAGGCUUGCCAGUUCAAACAUCCAAAUAUUAAUUUUUGUUUUUCUUCUUUGGUGUACAUAACGUAUGAACAACAGUUACCAAAAAAAGGAAAAAAAACACACACUUGAAGAGUACACACGGAUUUUCUUUUCAUUUUGUGGUGUCUCUCUUUUUUAAUCUCUCAUUUUUGUGCCAAAUGUAUUUUUCCCUCUAUUCUCACGCUCACCCAAUGCCCUUACCUGUAAUACGAUCUUUUUGAGUUUGAAUCGCUGUUUACAAACAUGAUAUUUAUUGUUGUAUAUAUGCUAUAUAGUUAUCAUUAUUAUUAAUGUUAUUACUAUCAUAACGCCGUUUGUUGUAAAUGGUCGACUCUUAAUCAUCCCUUUUGGUGAUGGUGUGGCUGGAAUCACGUACCUCUUGUUGAGAGAAUGUGUUUGAGUGAAAAAAAAAAAAUAAUAAGGUUUUUAAAAAUGGUUGCUUGGGGAGGGGGAGCUAACCGAGGGCGGUAUAAGCCAAAUUAUUUUCUAAAAAGCAACUGUUCCUUGGCCCAUGGGCUGUGCCUUAAAUUCAACACUCUCUGUCGCCCUUUUUCUUUCUUCUUCUGCUGCUGCAUUAGCGAUGUACGGGGGCCUAGAAGGACGAAGUUGCAAAACUGAAAACAAAUGUUCAUGUUUGUUGAGGUUGGCAUUGUAGCGUUACGCACGGUACUAUUUUGGGAUAAUACUACCGACAAAAUCACCGUUCAGUGAUUACAUGAGGGGGAGGAAAAAGCAACUUCAGUACAUUGUGAUAACUUCUUCACUGAAGAAAGGAAAACUUAAGCAUACAUUUAAAAGAAAAAAAAGUUUAGUCAAAUUAUUUUGGGGGAUAGAUAAUUAAAAAAAAAAGAAGAAUUCAACAAAAAAAAAAAAAUCGGUAUUUACUACAAUGUUGGACAGCGAUAGUAUUGUUGUUGGAUUUUGGUGUAUCGAUACUGUCCUGCGAUAGCAAUAGCCGUGCGAGAUAAUGCGGGGAAGCCAAAUAUUUAAAAAUACUGUAUUUAUUCAAACUUAGUAAUCAAGACUGUGUUGUGGCGCUUCGUCAAAACGAAAUGGAAUGACGAGUAGCGGAGUACCAAAUACAUUUGAGAAACAUUUGAUAGUCAUAAUAUUAAUUAGAAUAAAGUAACAACAAACCUCUCUUUGCUCGACAGAGCGACAAGUAGUGGGACAACCGAAUCGUAAAAAUCGGACGUAGUAAAACAACAAUGGAGAAAAACAUUACAAUGUUUUUAAAAUUAUAGUAAUGACAGAGCUGUUUUCUUACGGACUCUUCGUCAAAAGAAUUUGACUUGAUGUUAAAAAACAAAAGUGAUUUGGUCAAAUUGUUCACAAUACAUAUUUACAAUAUUUAUUAAAACUAACGACAAUCAGUGCUGUCCUCGACGGUAUUCGUAAAAGCAAAAUGUAACGCUAAUCGUGUAGUAAAAUGUUUGCAUUCAUGAAUUGGAGUAAAAACCGCAGCAAUGCAUUGCAGCUGUUAUAGAAACAACGAAACGACAAUUGGCGCUUUUGAAAUCAAAACAUAAAAGUAGUAUCGUCCUUAACAGCGGUAACAUCGAUGUAAUCGAGCAUCGAUCUGACUUUGGUGCAUCCGUGCAGUACGUUUGUUAGAACAAAGUAAUGACAAUUGGCCCAAAAGUAAAUUUAUUAAGCAACAUAUCUUUCACAACAUGUACAUUUGUUGAGCAUUUUUGUUUGUGAUACUUCUGGGCCACCGUAGCGAUGUCCUCACCUCUCGAUAAAUUGCCUUUUUGUUUCGCUGUUGAAGCCAAACUUUUCCCCAAGGAAAGCACACAAGGCUUAGCGACACACACACACAAACCCACUCACACGUGCACGUUCAGCCGCUGCUGCAUUAAAUUUGGCUGACAUGCUGACUGUGUGUGUGCGUCGCUAAUGGACGCCCCUCCCCGGCAAUAGAACCCGACGUUCCGGCCAACAGAGACGCUUCUUUUGACACAUAUACUGUAGACGCUAAACAGCCCUGGCCCAAUGGAAACAGUCUGUUCUUCUUUUUUGUGUUCUAUUUUUUUAAUGGUAUGACAGAAAGGAAAGAAAAACACACAAACUGUAACUUAAAAAAGAAAGGAAACAAAAAGGUCUUCAGGACGCGACUAUUAUUUUUUUGGGGUUAUGUCUUUAGAAUGCCAACUUGUCUGGACGUUUCACAGGACAAUUCCAAAUGUUAUUUUAUUGGAAUUCUUGUUGAUUGCAGUCUAUUGGAUAGCACUGUAGAGCAUACAACUUUAUGGAUAAAAAAAAUGGAGAAAAAAAAGAAUGAAAAAAGUGUUUUUAUAUGCAAUGGAUUAAAUAAAAGCAUGGGUUGAUUCUGCCUAA
This is a messenger RNA of Phyllopteryx taeniolatus (common seadragon), 13255 nucleotides long. It is a transcript of the gene pde4d, whose product is annotated as phosphodiesterase 4D, cAMP-specific. Lineage: Eukaryota; Metazoa; Chordata; Actinopteri; Syngnathiformes; Syngnathidae. The coding region runs from base 6358 to 8586 and encodes 742 amino acids. Gene Ontology annotation, molecular function: 3',5'-cyclic-AMP phosphodiesterase activity. Gene Ontology annotation, biological process: signal transduction. Gene Ontology annotation, cellular component: cytosol; perinuclear region of cytoplasm; nucleus. The transcript is spliced from 15 exons. The record is from RefSeq and is a predicted model, not a curated record.